This is a messenger RNA of Microtus oregoni (creeping vole), 358 nucleotides long. Its product is annotated as small vasohibin-binding protein-like. Gene Ontology annotation, biological process: protein secretion; negative regulation of protein ubiquitination. Lineage: Eukaryota; Metazoa; Chordata; Mammalia; Rodentia; Cricetidae. The record is from RefSeq and is a predicted model, not a curated record. The transcript has a single exon. Gene Ontology annotation, cellular component: apical part of cell. Bases 107 to 307 code for a protein of 66 amino acids.
GGGAAGGCGAGGCUGAUCCCCGCGUGGGGGCUGGUCUGCGACGUGGCGGAGGCCGGGAGCCCGAGACCGGGUCAGAGCUGACCAAAAAGCAUUCAGAAGCCAAGCCAUGGAUCCACCUGCCCGGAAAGAAAAAUCCAAAGUUAAAGAACCUGCCUUCAGAGUGGAGAAGGCUAAGCAGAAAUCUGCCCAGAAGGAGCUGAAGCAAAGACAAAGAGCAGAGAUCUACGCUCUCAACAGAGUCAUGACAGAGCUGGAGCAGCAGCAGUUUGAAGAGUUCUGUAAGCAAAUGCAGCCCCCUGGGGAGUGAGCCCACCAGCUUCCUAGUCUGAGGAACUGGAGCCUCUGGGAACUAAACAAG